CAGAAGAACGCGAAACCUGGCGCGAAGAAGAAGACUCGGGAAGAAUCAUGGCGGCGGAUAAGAAAGAUGCGCGAUCGGGGAAACCUCCCAAAAAAGAGUCCCAGCCUUUAAUCAUCGCCAAAACGCCGGCAGAGGAGCAGCGUUUAAAGCUGGAGAGAUUGAUGCGAAACCCCGAUAAACCCGCGCCAAUCCCGGAGAAACCGAAGGAGUGGAACCCGCGCGCUCCGCCAGAGUUUGUGCGGGAUGUGAUGGGUUCCAGUGCUGGAGCGGGCAGCGGUGAGUUCCACGUGUACAGACACCUGCGCCGGCGGGAGUAUCAGAGGCAAGACUUCCUCGAACGAAUGUCUGAAAAGCAAAAGAUGGAUGACGAUUAUAUUGAGAAGGUGAAAGAGAACCAAAAGGCUGCCGAGGAAAGAACGGCCAAGCGCAGAAAGAAGAGGGAAAAGUUAAAACAAAAGAAGCUGAUGGCCAAAAAAGCUAAGGAGGAGAGCCAGAAAGAAGAAGACUCGUCGGAGAAGUCAUCCUCCUCCUCGGCUUCUGAAGCAGAAGAGCAAGAAGAUGAUGCAGAAGUGCCUAGCUUCAUCAUGGGGAAGAGGUGACCAGCCAUGGGCUUCGAUACACAGAAACAGCGUUUCAGAAGCACAGUCGUCGUUUGUGAUUGAAUGUUUGUCUUUCAUUGUGAUGGUGAUAAGACCAGGAUAGACUUUUAUUCUGUUGUAAAUAUGUUUUUUUUUUUUUUUUUUUUUAAAUAAACAACUAAAAGAAUAUUU
This is a messenger RNA of Puntigrus tetrazona (Sumatra barb), 770 nucleotides long. RefSeq names its product PRKR interacting protein 1 (gene prkrip1). NCBI's taxonomy places the organism in Eukaryota, Metazoa, Chordata, Actinopteri, Cypriniformes, Cyprinidae. Bases 48 to 599 code for a protein of 183 amino acids. Gene Ontology annotation, molecular function: protein kinase binding; protein kinase inhibitor activity; double-stranded RNA binding. Gene Ontology annotation, biological process: negative regulation of protein kinase activity. The record is from RefSeq and is a predicted model, not a curated record. Gene Ontology annotation, cellular component: nucleolus. The transcript has 6 exons.